GAGAGGUAUAGUUUGUUUUUCGACUUAGUACGUUUCAGACAGUCGCGUGUAUCACAUGAGGAAGACAGUGAGCUUCGCAGCAAUACGCAAAACUUGUGUCUCCUCACCGUAAUCUGUGCUGUUAUUUGUGUUUUGUUCAGCAGACGAAAUCCCAUCCGCAGAGUGUGCAAAUACUCGAUCGGAGAGUCUUUUGCCAAUCAAAAAUCCACCGGGCGCUGAUUGAUAAUAGUCAAAGAGAAAAAGACUUGCGAAAAGUGAGUUUCAAGGAUAAUUUCGACGAGGGAAGUUUCGUCUCGAUUUGAGAGUCUUUUGCCUUAAGAAAAUUCACUGGGCAAAGAUUGAUCACAGCCAGCAGCCAAAAGGACUUUCAAAAACGGCGGUUAGGAACAACUUUACCGUGGCGCUCCAUUCAACAGAGGCCCUGAUGGCGGGCUUUCUCAAGUCGAGCGACUUGGGGCCGCAUCCACACAGCUACGGCGCCCCUCAUGCGCACCACGGCCAUCCCCAUGGAGCUCUGCCACCGGGAAUGCCCAUGGCGAGCCUGGCACCGUUCGGAAUACCACAUGGACUGGAGGUCGGCUUCCCCCAAGGUAUGUGGGGCGUGAAUCCGCGAAAGCAGCGAAGGGAGAGAACCACCUUCACGAGAACGCAGCUCGAUGUCCUGGAGACUUUGUUCGGGAAGACCCGCUAUCCGGAUAUUUUCAUGCGGGAAGAAGUGGCGCUUAAGAUUAAUUUACCAGAAUCGAGAGUUCAGGUGUGGUUUAAAAAUCGACGGGCAAAGUGUCGCCAGCAGUUGCAGCAUCAGCAGUCGACAACAAACCUCAACAAUAGUUCAAAAUCAUCAAAUAGUUCAAGCAACUCGUCCAAUGCGACGAGACACAACAGCAACAGCUCCAAUCCGGCCACCUCGUCGAGUGGUACAUCGAAUAGCAGCAAGACAACCUCAUCGACAGCUAAGACAUCAUCGAUUAGCAAUCAUAAGCACACACAGCAGUCCCAAGCGCAGCACGCAACGAAUGCCGGCAGUUUGGGUAGCGUGGCUGGCCACAAUUCGUCUCCGAUCUUGCCAAUAACGCCCUCCACCUCCGUCAGCCCGCCGAUUAAUGUGAUCUGCAAGAAGGAGGUGCCCUCCUUCCACUCCUCGUCGGCCUCCCUGGGCGCUGGCGGAGACAGCCUCAAGGCCGGCGCCGCGGGAUACGAUGUGCUGAAGGACAGCGAGAUGGGCCUGUCGGUGGCCCACCAUCCGAGCCCGUACGCUAACAUCAACGCUCGCCUUGGCCAAACUGGCGGCAACCUCACGCCGCACGGCUCUAGUUCGUCUGUCAUCACCACCCCAUCGCCGCCCAUCACCCCGCAGUCUGCCGCCCAUCAGCCGCCGCUGUCGUACGUGCCCCACCAGGACUACAACUUCUGGAACUACAAUCAGUACCCCAACAACUACAACACGCCCUCCUACUACACGCAGAUGGACUACUUCAACAACCAAAGCCAGGCCAACUACAACAUGGGCCACAGUGGCUAUGCGGCGUCCAACUUCGGACUGUCAUCGGGCUCCGGCCUGGGCGGGCCAAUGGGUGCGCAGACCUUCUCACCCAACGGCCUGGACUACAUGAGUCCGCAGGACAAGUACGUGAACAUGGUGUAGGAUCAGGCCAACCACGAGGUGGAGGAAGACGACGACGAUGCCACCGAGUGCGAUUUCACAUCAACCGACUUCACGUCGGCGGCAUCGCCGACGUCCCUGUUCAAGAUCAAGCCACCUCUUCACCACCACAAGUCGCUGUUCAAGAGGCCAUCGCUGAACUUAUCCCGCGCCGGGCAAGAGUACGAUGACAGUUAGUAGAGUGUUUGGCAGCAAUAUCAACAAUUGGGACAGUGAUUGUUGCUGAUUGUCGUGAAGAUGCGCCCCUAUACAAAUCAAUGGUAUUUGACGAUGAAAUAUCUGAAGAAGUGACGAAGGAAUGAGAUUAUCUCCACACACACAUUUUGCAAUGAUUAAGUUUACCAACAACUUCCAAUCAAGCGGAAGAGGACUUGUUAGUUGAUUUUUUUUCCGUGACGAGUGUAUAUCGAGACAAGUGAAACAUAUUGUGUAAUGUAUCGAAGAUGAUAUUCUUGACAAAAAAAGGAAGAGUAGCAAAAAAGGACAUCUAUCUAAAUUUACGAUAUAAAUAUAGGAAUACAGCCACUAGAAUAUGUAAGUAAAUAAUGGCAAUUCGUCAGAGAUAUUGUUUCUAUUAAAAUUAUGUGAGAGAAAUGCCAGAGACGGAAAAACUAUGCAAAACUAUAUAUAUUAAAGAAAAAGCAGAAAAGGUAAAAAAAAAGGAUUAAAAGUUGUACAAAAUAUUAUAUAAGUGUAAAAAAUCUAUUCUUAAGCCAACCAUUUAGGAUAUUUCUGUCUUACAUUACAAGAGAAACAACUGCUGAUAAAACAAGUAUAUCAAUUUGUCAUAUCAGAAAAUUAAAAACGAUGGGAGAUAAUUUAAAGAGGAAGGAGAACCCUAUAUGUGUGAAGAGAAGCAAAGAUAAUUGCAUUGCGUAUUUAGAUAUCAUUCUUCUAGACUUUUUUCGUGCAAUUCACUCUGCAAAACAUUGAAUUUACACUCUGGGUGUAAUUUAUUAAAAUAAAAUAAAUCCAUUUUUAAAGGCGAGGGCGAAUCUCUUAAGCCCACCCCAAAAAUUAAUCACAAUUGAUAAUGAAAAAAAAUUUAUAUUUGCGCCAUAAUAUAAAAUGAUUUAAUUAAUUUUCCAGACACUGUCAAAGAGAAUAAUUUGCAAAUUAUACUCAACAUAUGAAAAAAAAAGUGUGAAAACAACGCAGAAAAUUCUUCUGUAAUAUUUAAUUUGCAGUAAUUAAAUAUGAUAUUAAACAAAAUACAUGAAUGCAACACUGAUAGUGUGUACAUAUAAUUAAAUUGCAAAUAAAUCUCUGAGAAAAUUAAAUGUGAA
Phlebotomus argentipes is the source of this 2949-nucleotide messenger RNA. RefSeq names its product homeotic protein ocelliless (gene oc). The transcript has 4 exons. Gene Ontology annotation, cellular component: nucleus. Gene Ontology annotation, molecular function: DNA-binding transcription factor activity, RNA polymerase II-specific; RNA polymerase II cis-regulatory region sequence-specific DNA binding. The coding region runs from base 425 to 1645 and encodes 406 amino acids. Lineage: Eukaryota; Metazoa; Arthropoda; Insecta; Diptera; Psychodidae. Gene Ontology annotation, biological process: regulation of transcription by RNA polymerase II. The record is from RefSeq and is a predicted model, not a curated record.